AAUUUGUGGCGAAAAAGACACACACUAUACUCUAAGAGUACGUAUGAGGAAGGACCUCAACUAAGCAAACAAGGAGAAAUAUUAAAAAAAGUUAAGAAUAUAAGUAUACAAGUGACUUUUACAAAAAUUAAGUACAAAAAAAAAAUAAAGGAACAUUUUCAAAGCAAAACAAAAAUUUGUAAAACCAAAAAAAGUGCCGAUGAAAAAGACACUGCAAAGGAACCAAAAGACAAUAUGUGCUACUGACAAAUACAAAGUGUUUGCGUAGCAUUAAAUUUACUUGAAAAAAAAACAGCAAUAAACCGAAUUUAUAAAAAAAGUGAAAAUUAUUAUUCCAGCAGUUUGUAUCAAAGUGCUGUUUAACUAAAAGCAAACAGAAAACAUGUCUAAACACAAAAUGUGCUAAGAAAAAAAUCAAAAUAAAGAAAAUACAGAAUUUUCUUGCUACGCAAUAUUUUCUACAAGUUCCCGUGCACCAAGGCUAGAGCAGCGAAUUUCCGCUUCCGCGUUUUGUCUGCCAGCCUGAAUCACAAAAAGUGUUAAGAAAAUUUUCUUAAAUUCCAUUUCUACAAAUAUUUAUUUAAUUUUAAACGAGAAUAAAAGACAAAAAACUGCAAAAUGUCUGUGCCAAUGCUGUUGACUCUAACAAAUCCUGCCGCCAACUUGGGCGUUGAGUUGGUUGAGACGCUGCUGGUGGAUGAGCAUAUCAAAAGUUGCGCUUCGUACGUAGACGCCGCAUCGAUUAUGAACGAAAUUUUGGUUUUGGAUACGGCCGCGCCAUCAACGACAACUUCACCAUGCACGCCUACGCUGCAGCAAUUCGCCGUCGAGUUGCACACUGACCUGGGUCCUAACGAACGCGUCGGCCUGACAGGUGAUGUGAAAGCUUUGGGUGAAUGGCGUUUGGAGCGUGCUAUUGCAUUGCAGCCACAACAGGGCGGCCGCAAGUGGGAGGCCAAUGUGUUACUGCAGACUUGCCGCAACAUCAGCUACCGCUACUUUAUCUACACUGAGGACAAGCAAGGACGCAAGCAGAUACGCCGCUGGGAGACACGCCUGCAGCCGCGUGUGCUCAAGCCUACUGGCGAGUUGGCUGCGGCCGAGACGCGCGUCGAUCGUUUUGGUGAUGCAGAUGGCAGCGGCGAGACGCAAGUGAAUCGUGGCUGGUUGACCAAUGAGUGCAUAGUGCAGCUGAAGUUCGAACGCGAGCAAAUGUUCCAGGUGCUUGAUAUUGAGAAAUUCGAUCCAGCCGAUGAGGUGUAUGUGAAGAUUUUGCCCCUAAAUGAAGAGAGCGAGCCAACUGAGGCGGGCGUACAUGUAGAGGUGGCCAAGUUGAAGUAUGGUGAGAGUCACUUGCAGGCACAGCAGGCUUUCGGUAUUGCAUAUGAGCGCGGCGACGUUGUUGUAUUCCACAUCACAGCGCCUUGUCCAUUGCAGACCGCCUUUGCGUUGCUUUUCCACACACCCGAUCAGCGACCAGUCGGCAAGGCGGUAAUUACAGCCGAGCAGCUCGCUGGUAGCGAGGGUGUUCUGGAGUUGUCUAUUACCGAGCCGGUACCCGAAGCCACCACCAUCAUAUCGCGUCUAACGCUACCGUACCUGAUCGUCAAGCCAUUUGCCGACAAGACACUUGACUUCCGCACCACAUAUGCGCAUUACUGGCCCAAGAGCUGGCCCAAUCUGAAUGUUGGCCACCGUGGAAAUGGACGCAGCUACAUUGCAGAUCCGCCCGCCGAACGUGAGAACACAAUCGCUUCCUUUAUGCGCGCCUACGAAAAAUUCGCUGACAUGAUCGAGUUGGAUGUGCACUUGACAGCCGAUGGCGUGCCGGUGAUCUAUCAUGACUUUGGUAUGCGCACAGCGCGGAAGGGCAAGGAAAUCACCAAGCCAGAACAACUGGAGUAUGUGCUGAUCAAGGAUGUGGAUUACGAAAAGUUGAAGCAAUUGCGCGUGUUCGCCAUCAUCAAUGGCAAGCCAGUCGAGUUUCCGUCACACAACGCCGAGCCACGUGUGGAGCAUCGCAUCUUCCCUACGCUAGUCGAUGUACUUGAGGGACUGCCCAAGUCCCUGGGCAUCGACGUGGAGAUAAAGUGGCCACAGCGCCGUGCUAGUGGCGCGCCUGAAGCGCACCAGACAAUCGAUAAGAAUUUCUUCACCGAUCGCGUACUGGCGACCGUCAUCAAUCAUGGCUGCGGCCGUCCGUUGCUCUUCUCCAGCUUCGAUGCGGACAUAUGCACCAUGCUGCGCUUCAAGCAAAACCUUUUCCCUGUGAUGUUCUUGACCCAAGGUCAGACGAAGAAAUGGUCACCCUUUAUGGAUUUGCGCACGCGUACUGUCGAACAGGCUAUCAAUAAUGCGCAAGCCUUCGAAUUGGCUGGCACAGCGCCACACGCUGAGGAUUUGCUGAGCGAAGAGGGCGCCGAAUUGCUGCGAAAAGCGCGCAAGCUGGGCCAAAUUUCGCUGGUCUGGGGCGAUGACUGCAAUUCGAAGGAGCGAGUGAAGUACUUCGUGAACAUAGGUGCGACUGCGACUUGCUACGAUCGCACAGAUUUAUACAUACCCGAUGACAAGGAGCGCGCGUUCUUCAAUUCGACUAGCCUGUUGGCAGAAUUCGAGGACCAGUGUUUGCGUUAAGUGGGAGCAGUGUUAGUAAUAAUUGAAGGGGGUAGGGGGGUGAGCGAAAGUCCAUCACAAGGAGGGUAGUUAUUAAGUGACAAUGUUUGAUCGGCCUGUCGAUCGGCGAAAAGUGGGCGGGUCAUUUG
Molecule: messenger RNA, 2762 nt
Organism: Rhagoletis pomonella (apple maggot)
Lineage: Eukaryota; Metazoa; Arthropoda; Insecta; Diptera; Tephritidae
Product: glycerophosphocholine phosphodiesterase GPCPD1-like
Exons: 2
Coding region: 619-2634 (671 amino acids)
Biological process (GO): glycerophospholipid catabolic process
Molecular function (GO): glycerophosphocholine phosphodiesterase activity; starch binding
Source: RefSeq, a predicted model, not a curated record